Cercocebus atys (sooty mangabey) is the source of this 3850-nucleotide messenger RNA. It is a transcript of the gene IFNAR1, whose product is annotated as interferon (alpha, beta and omega) receptor 1. NCBI's taxonomy places the organism in Eukaryota, Metazoa, Chordata, Mammalia, Primates, Cercopithecidae. The transcript is spliced from 11 exons. Gene Ontology annotation, biological process: cytokine-mediated signaling pathway. Gene Ontology annotation, molecular function: interferon receptor activity; protein binding. The record is from RefSeq and is a predicted model, not a curated record. Bases 115 to 1830 code for a protein of 571 amino acids.
AGGAGGGGCAGCGCGUGCGCAGAGGGGCGGUGUGGCUUAGGAGGGGGCCAUGGAAGCUAAGAGGAGUGUUGCGUUCGCGGAGAUGUGACUGGUGGGACCUGCGGCGGCUCCCAUAUGAUGGUCACCCUCCUGGGCGCGACGACCCUAGUGCUCGUCACCUUGGCGCCAUGGGUGUUGUCCGCAGCCGCAGGUGAGAGGCCGGGAGGAGAGUCUCGGCGGAGGGCCGGAGGUGGAAAAAAUCUAAAAUCUCCUCAAAAAGUAGAGGUUGACGUCAUAGAUGACAACUUUAUCCUGAGGUGGAACAGGAGUGAAGAAUCUGUCGGGAAUGUGACUUUUUCAUUCGAUUAUCAAAAACCUGAGAUGGAUAAUUGGAUAAAAUUGCCUGGAUGUCAGAAUAUUACUAGUACCAAAUGCAACUUUUCUUCGCUCAAGCUGAACGUUUAUGAAGAAAUUAAAUUGCGUAUAAGAGCAGAAAAAGAAAACACUUCUUCAUGGUAUGAGGUUGACUCAUUUACACCAUUUCGCAAAGCUCAAAUUGGUCCUCCAGAAGUACAUUUAGAAGCUGAAGAUAAGGCAAUAGUGACAUACAUCUCUCCUCCUGGAACAGAAGAUAGUGUCAUGUGGGCUUUGGAUCGUUCAAGCUUUAUAUAUAGCUUAGUUAUCUGGAAAAACUCUUCAAGUGUAGAAGAAAGGAUUCAAAAUAUUUAUUCCAGACAUAAAAUUUCUAAACUCUCACCAGAGACGACUUAUUGUUUAAAAGUUAAAGCAGCACUACUUACGUCACGGAAAAUUGGUGUCUAUAGUCCAGUGCAUUGUAUAAAGACCACAGUUGAAAAUGAACUACCUCCACCAGAAAAUGUAGAAGUCAUUGUUCAAAAUCAGAACUAUAUUCUUAAGUGGGAUUAUACGUAUGCAAACAUGAGCUUUCAAGUUCAGUGGCUCCAUGCCUUUUUAAAAAGGAAUCCUGGAAACCAUUUGUAUAAAUGGAAACAAAUACCUGACUGCGAAAAUGUCACAACUACCCAGUGUGUCUUUCCUCAAAACACUUUCCAAAAAGGAAUUUACCUUCUCCGCGUACAAGCAUCUGAUGGAAAUAACACGUCUUUUUGGUCUGAAGAGAUAAAGUUUGAUACUGAAAUACAAGCUUCCCUGCUUCCUCCAGUCUUUAACAUUAGAUCCCUUAGUGAUUCAUUACAUAUCUCUAUCGGUGCUCCAAAAUGGUCUGAAAACAAGCCUGUGAUCCAGGAUUAUCCACUGAUUUAUGAAAUUCUUUUUUGGGAAAACACUUCAAAGGCUGAGAGAAAAAUUAUCAAGAAAAAAACUGAUGUUACUAUUCCUAAUUUGAAACCACUGACCGUAUACUGUGUGAAAGCCAGAGCACACAGCAUGGAUGAAAAGCUGAAUAAAAGCAGUGUUUUCAGUGAUGUUGUGUGUGAGGAGACAAAAUCAGGAAAUACAUCUAAAAUUUGGCUUAUAAUUGGAAUUUUUACUGUAUUACUUGCUCUCCCGUUUGUCAUUUAUGCUGUGAAAGUCCUCUUGAGAUGCAUCAAUUAUGUCUUCUUUCCAUCACUUAAACCUUCUUCCAAUAUAGAUGAGUAUUUCUCUGAACAGUCAUUGAAGAAUCUUCUGCUUUCAACUUCUGAGGAACAAAUCGAAAAAUGUCUUAUAAUUGAAAAUAUAAGCACAAUUGCUACAGUAGAAGAAACUAAUCAGAGUGAUGAAGAUCAUAAAAAAUACAGUUCCCAAACUAGCCAAGAUUCAGGAAAUUAUUCUAAUGAAGAUGAAAGUGAAAAUAAAACAAGUGAAGAACUACAGCAGGACUUUAUAUGACCAGAAAUGAACUCUGUCAAGUAUAAGGUUUUUCUGCAGGAGUUACACUGGGAUCCUGAGCUCCUUGCCUUCCUCUCAGUAACUACAAAGAGAACAUUUCCCUGUUUCGGGGAAGAAAAAACAUCUUCAGAUCAUAGGCCGUAAAAAUACAGGCAAGCACUUUACUAUUUAAAAAUGAAAUUACAGGCCCAGGCACGGUGGCUCAUGCCUGUAUCCCAGCACUUUGGGAGGCCAAGGCAGGCAGAUCAUGAGGUCAAAAGAUUGAGACCAUCCUGGCCAACAUGGUGAAACCCCAUCUCUACUAAAAGUAUAAAAAUUAGCUGGGCAUGGUGGCAUGUGCCUGUAGUCUCAGCUACUCAGGAGACUGAGGCAGGAGAAUCACUUGAACCCGGGAGGUGGAGGUUGCAGUGAGCCGAGAUAGCGCCACUGCACUCCAGCCUGGCAACAAAGUGAGACUCUCUUUAAAAAAAAAAAGAAAGAAAAUAAAGAAAGCAAUUAUAAGAGUUGAGACAAACGUUUCCUACAUUAUUUUCCACGUGUAAAAUCUUGAAAAAGCCUGUCAUUGGACCUGCAUUGGAUGAGAUGAGUCAGAUCAAAACGAUGGCCACCUGUCUCCCUCUUGCGAGCCUAAGUGCAACUGUGCUCACUGUGCACUGUGGCUAAGGAUGAUGUGUGUGUUCCUGUCCGUCACUGAUGCUGCUGGUUACUGCAUGUGCCACACCUGUCUGUUCGCCAUUCCUAGCAUUCUAUUUCAUUCCUCCUCUGGAGAUAUUUCAAACAUUUGGUCUUUUAACACUGCGGUUAGGCCCUCAGGAAAUUUAUUUAGGAAAGUCUGAACACGUUAUCACCUGGUUUUCUGGAAAGUAGCUUAGCCUAGAAAAUAGCUGCAGAUGCCAGAAAGAUGAUCCCUAAAAAUGUUCAGGGACUUCUGUUCAUUUAUCCCAAGAACAUUGGCUUCUACAUCACAGUAUCUACCCUUACAUGGUUUAGGAUUAAAGCCAGGCAAUUUUUUACUGCACAGUAAGACUUCUGAUUCAAAACUUACUAGAACCAUAGUUUCUGGCUGGAAUUUGCAAUCCCUGAAGUCCUAGAAAAUAAGUAACUAUCUAAUUAGAGAAAUAAUUGUUGUAUUUUAAGAUCUGAGAGUGCGAACAAGUUUUAAUAUACAUGCCAUGCCAGAAGAUAGUGUAUGCAAGAAGUCUUGGGACCAGAAAAUGGCCAUGAUGGGAGACUGACACAGAAGAAGAAUGCUUCCAUAGGAAAGAGGUCGCUGGCCUUGGUGCAAGAGGAAGAAGAAUGUUCCACUGGGAGCCUGAGCGCCUAAUCAGCUCUCAGUGAUGAACCCACUCUGUUGUUAUGGGUGGUCUCUGUCACUUUGAGUACCAGGCUGGCUUCUCUGCACUGUCUAGCGGUAUUCAGAUACCCCUUCUGCUCAGCCUGCUUGGCCUUAAAAUACAAAUCAUUGAACUGAGGGGGAAAAAAAUGUAACUAGGACGAAAAACCUAAUUUAAGAAAUCACAUAAUGCUUUCCAAAGGCAUCUACAACUUAUUUUUAAAUUACUUGCUACUGGGGAUUACCCAUGGAUAUCCUUAAUAGGCAGGAAGUCUGGGAAUUCUGGUGGCCUCUAGGGCAGAGUUCUCAGAGCACCGUUCCGGCAAGGACCAGUGAAAGAGAAAAGAGACAAAGUUAGAGCGUGCUGGGAAGCGGCCAUUGCUAAGGCCAGUCUGAUUUAAGUAGUCAUUUCUGCUGAAAAAACAGAUCAUCCUGUUGGAAGAAGAGGUUGAAGGCAGCUGCCCUCGGGAGGGCUGUGGUGCUCAGCACAUCCUGGGCACGUAACGUGUCUGCCACACCAUGCGUGUCCCCGGACCUGCCACCUGGCUUCUGGAGUGGUUCAAGCAGAGCAUAGUGAGCCAUUGAGGAGACCCAGGAAUCUCCUCUAAGACCCAGCUCUCUGCCGGAGAACCCCACACUGACACAUUUUCAUCUUUCAGACCAGAGGCUGUGUUUUUGAGACUGUCU